Molecule: messenger RNA, 1739 nt
Organism: Leptidea sinapis
Lineage: Eukaryota; Metazoa; Arthropoda; Insecta; Lepidoptera; Pieridae
Product: transmembrane protein 181
Exons: 12
Coding region: 89-1678 (529 amino acids)
Molecular function (GO): toxic substance binding
Source: RefSeq, a predicted model, not a curated record
CACGAAGCACGAAGCAUUUUCUCAACCUAUUGGCUAUUGCGUCUAAUAAAUUAAGUAGUUAUUUUAUAUUAUUAGCUAUUUUGCUAAAAUGGACACAGCUAAUGUGGGAUAUUCGUACCAUUUGCCUAGUGGAGGGUGGAAUUACAAAAUUCGUAAUACUUUAUCUCAGUUCAGUGAUUUAUUUAGCGAAUUUAAUAAGUAUAUUGCCCCUGCGUACCACCAUGAUCGCUGUGAGAGAUCUGUUCAAAUGAGAAUAUAUUCAAUGCACAAAGGAGAGUUUGUGAUGGUUUUUAUAGCAUUUUUUGCUUGUUUCGGUCUAGGAGUUUUUAUAGGAUUGGCAGGACCUUCGCCAACUACAACCACAUCAACGUCAGCCACAAAUAUUAUUAGGAACACGAGCGCUAUUUACAGCGGACCGUUCCAUCUCCGAACUCCAGCGUUGGGCACGAGGGUCCAACAGUUGUGGCUAUUCGCUGAAAUCAUCACUGACAAUAACGAUGAGGAAAUCUUCGACAAAAGUUUUCAAGUGAGCAUAUCAAUUGAUGGAAUUUUGAGUGAUCAUACAACGACCAAUCUAAUACCAGAAUCUGAGUCUACUAACAGAACACAUCACCUUAAAUGCGAAGAACAGGUGUGCGAAGAAGUAAUGAUCCUACACUUGGGUUCUUUGGAAUAUACUCACUACAUGCUCAACAUACAUUUCUACGGCCUGCAUGAGUUUCACAAGCGGUACUUCAUCCGGGAAAUUGUGUUCUAUUUCAAGACAUACAAUCCUGCUUUCACACAAAUGGAAACAUGGUUCAGAUUCAUAUUCCUGCUGACAACAUUCUCAGUUGCCUGUUGGUUCGCUCACACACUACGGAAGUAUUCUACACAAGAUUGGGCAAUUGAACAAAAGUGGCUGUCUAUACUAUUACCGCUGCUUCUGUUAUAUAACGAUCCAAUUUUCCCUCUGCGGCUGGUAUCGGGAGGAUGUUUCGCUUCGCUCGUCGACACGACCUUCCAGACGACAUUCCUGGCGUGUGUCAUGCUGUCGUGGCUUGCGCUUUAUCAUGGACUGAGGCAGAAUGAAAGAAGUUUUGUAUCGUUCUACUUGUUCAAGUUAAUAGUGGUCGGUUUGGUUUGGACGCCAACUAUGGUGAUUGGUGUCUGGCAGAAAUAUUACGCGUAUUACGAUCCAACAUUCAACUAUAAAACAGACCCCAGUUAUGGUAUGGUGAAGGUGUUAAUAUUUAGUGCUCUUGCGUUCUACUUCAUGUACCUGUUAAUACUGGUCGUUAAGGCGUACAGUGAUCUGAGAAGUAUGCCAUUUUUUGAUAUCAGAUUGCGAUGCUUGUCAAUUAUAGUCACAACCGUGAUUGUUAUAACGACUAUAUUGGCAUUACAUCGCUGGGGGCCAGCCGCUCUGCAAGACCAUUGGGCAUCACAACCGAAGGUACAUUACGAUACCUCUGCGCCGUUCAUGGCAACAUAUGGACUUUUCAACUUCAAAUUGUAUAUUUUAGCUUAUUUAUUUUCGCCAGGAAACGGAUCCAUACAUGAUACAGCAAUUACCAAAGACAACCCAGCUUUUUCGAUGAUCAACGAUUCCGACGAAGACGUUAUCUAUGGUUCAGACGAGGAAAGCCGGCGUCCUUUAAACUCCCAUUCACAAAGAGCUAAUAGUGAAACAAUAUGAUACCCUGCCUGAUGAUGUUACGCAGAUUUUUUCUUUGUUAUACAAUAGAUAGUUAAUCAUC